AUGUGGGAAGACUUUCAGGCAGAAGACAAACCUAGUUGCUCAUCACAGAGUCCAUACAGGAGAGAAACCAUAUAUAUAUGUGAUGAGUGUGGGAAGAGUUUCAGUGAAAAGUCAGAUUUAGUUAUUCAUCAAAGAGUCCACACAGGAGAGAAACCAUACAUAUGUGAUGAGUGUGGGAAGAGUUUCAGUCAUAAGAGAACUCUAGUUAUUCAUCAAAGAGUCCACACAGGAGAGAAACCAUACAUAUGUGGUGAGUGUGGGAAGAGUUUUGGUCAUAAGAGAAAUCUAGUUGCUCAUCACAGAGUCCAUACAGGAGAGAAACCAUACAUAUGUGAUGAGUGUGGGAAGAGUUUCAGUCAGAAGGCAAAUGUAGUUGCUCAUCACAGAAUCCACACAGGAGAGAAACCAUACAUAUGUGAUCAGUGUGGGAAGAGUUACAGUCAGAAGGCAAAUCUAGUUGCUCAUUACAGAGUCCACACAGGAGAGAAACCAUACAUAUGUGAUGAGUGUGGGAAGAGUUUCAGUCAUAAGAGAACUCUAGUUAUUCAUCAAAGUGUCCACACAGGAGAGAAACCAUACAUAUGUGAUGAGUGUGGGAAGAGUUUCAGUCAAAAGAGAGAUUUAGUUAUUCAUCAAAGAGUGCACACAGGAGAGAAACCAUACAUAUGUGAUGUGUGUGGGAAGAGUUUCAGUGAAAAGAGAGGUUUAGUUAUUCAUCAAAGAGUGCACACAGGAGAGAAACCAUACAUAUGUGAUGAGUGUGGGAAGAGUUUCAGUCAUAAGAGAAAUCUAGUUGCUCAUCACAGAGUCCAUACAGGAGAGAAACCAUACAUAUGUGAUGAGUGUGGGAAGAGUUUCAGUCAGAAGGCAAAUGUAGUUGCUCAUCACAGAAUCCACACAGGAGAGAAACCAUAAAUAUGUGAUGAGUGUGGGAAGAGUUUCAAUCAACACACACAUCUACUUACUCAUCACAGAAUCUGUAAAGGAGAUAAAUAA
This is a messenger RNA of Trichosurus vulpecula (common brushtail), 996 nucleotides long. RefSeq names its product zinc finger protein 300-like. The record is from RefSeq and is a predicted model, not a curated record. Lineage: Eukaryota; Metazoa; Chordata; Mammalia; Diprotodontia; Phalangeridae. Gene Ontology annotation, molecular function: DNA-binding transcription factor activity, RNA polymerase II-specific; RNA polymerase II cis-regulatory region sequence-specific DNA binding. Gene Ontology annotation, cellular component: nucleus. The transcript has a single exon. Gene Ontology annotation, biological process: regulation of transcription by RNA polymerase II; central nervous system development.